Messenger RNA from Aethina tumida (small hive beetle), 5693 nucleotides. RefSeq lists its product as uncharacterized. Bases 693 to 4634 code for a protein of 1313 amino acids. NCBI's taxonomy places the organism in Eukaryota, Metazoa, Arthropoda, Insecta, Coleoptera, Nitidulidae. The record is from RefSeq and is a predicted model, not a curated record. The transcript is spliced from 11 exons.
CAAAGCAGCAAUAAAUUUUUAUUCAACAAUCAAGGAAAAAAAUCAAACUACCAAUCACGAGCACCGAAAAUAGAUUGGUAAUGAGCAUAAAGUAUUGAUUGGAUUUGACCCAAUUCAAAUUAGAAAACAAUUAAAAGUCAUUUAGAGAUUACGGUCGAGGGUCAUCGCAAAGCGAACGAUUAAACUUAUAGAAAAAAAAAAUAGAACCAUUCACCACGGCGCCCGACGUCGCACGCAACGGACGGUCCGAAAAAUCGGCCUAACCUCGAAAAACGGGCGUAUCGCCGUCGUCGUCGUCCUCCCUCAUCGUCGUCGUCGUUCUUUUUUUUUUCCACGUUCGGCCCGUCCGUCUCGGAUGACGCCGCCGCGGCCGACCAAUAGGGAGCGCUUAUUCCCUGCCUCGCGGACAGUGGACCCCGGAUACACCUAUCAUGUGAACCGAUUUCGAAGAUCCUCAAUGAAAUCGUAACGCCGUGCCGGUCGCAACGUAUCGCCGUGAGAUGGUGGAAUGAUGCCGGCACACACGCAGCGGCCGUCGCGUGUCUGCGCCCCAAAAAUGGCAGUCUUCGAGUUCGGUUAAGCCUGCCCAAACCCGCCGUUCCAGUACUAGUGUUUAGUGUGUGUCGGACAAUGUGCACGUUAUUGGACUUGUGACCCGGAGUUUCGCUACCCUCACGUGCACCGUGCGAAAAAUGUCUCAUACGCCCCAGAAGAGCGCAGCGAAGAUGUGCAAGUCGCCGAAGAAUACCGCCUUCAAACACACCGACAAGAUCGAGUACGAGAGCCUGAGCACCAACUGCACGGUGGUCGGCUCCAACAACCUGAACCUGGUCAAGAAGCCGCAGAUCAUCACGAACAUGUCGCCCGUCUAUUCGAAUCCGAGUCCCAGCUAUCCGCAGUCGCCGUAUUCGUCGCCGGCCAGUCUCAAGUCGCCCAGUCCCAAUCUGAAGCCGCCCACGCCCCAGCCCAACUUCCCCGUUAUGCAGAUCAUACACAACAGCCAUCCGUUGAUCACCAGGCAGAUACAGAGUAGUCAGCCGCAGAACAUCAUCAAGCUGAAGCCUCAUCUUAACAUACUUCCCAAGCCAUCGGCUAGUCCACAGCCCUCACCCAAACCCAGUGUCAGUCCCCAAAUCGUGAUCCCGAACCACCACCAAUCGGCGACGAUCGUGCCCACCGCGCAGCCGCUCCUGCUCAACCAGAUGCCGAUGCUGACGGCGCCGGCCGGCGUCCAGUUCAUCCUGCGGCCGCAGACGGCGCCCGCAUCGAAACUGCAAGGCGCCGCCGCCCAGGCGACGGCCACGCCCCAGGGACUGAUACUGCAGCCGGGCGGCGCCCAACAGCUGCUCCACAUCCAGCAGCCGACCGCCCGCACCCAGCCUAUGGUGCGGGUGCUGACGAACGGCGUCCAGCUCGGUCCCGGCACCACCACAUACGUUACACAGAUGGCGAACCAGCAGGCGGCGCCCACUGCCCAGAUCCAGCAACAGGUGAUACCGACCGUGUCGACGGCGUCGGCGGUGGCGACGGCCAAAAAGAAGCCGAAACACAAGCCGAAAAAGAAGCUGGACCUGGCCAACAUCAUGAAAUUGUCGGGCAUCGGCGACGACGACGACAUACAGUUCGAGUCGGACGCGUCGCAGCAGAGCGAGACGAGUGAGCACAACGGGGCGUCGUCGGUGCCGGGCACGCCGCAGCCGCAGGUCACGCAGGCGGACGUCAAGCCGAAGCUCGGCGGCAUCCAGAUACAGUCGGCCAUCAACGCUGCGCCCGCGCCUCUCGUGCAGGUUCUCAACCAGAAUUUACAUGGCGGUAUGCUGUCGAACAGCACGUCGCAGGCGACCGCCGCCCAAGCUGGCAUCCCCUUCAACGGCUUCAUAGCCCCCAACUUCACGAUCAACAACGGCCUGAUGCUGCAACGGAGCAGCGGCGGCUACAAACUGACAAUGGGCGAGGACGGACGCCUCGUCCUUCAGCACGAUCCGCAGCUGCAGACGCAGGACCUCCAGUCGCAGCUGAUCCUACAGAGUCUAUUGGGUCUGAACGGCGGUCUCGUGUUGCAGCCGUCGAUGGACCAGCAGACGGUCCAACAGACCGUCCAGACGAUCCAGCAACAGUCGGUGCAGACGAUACAACAGCAAACGGUGCAGUCGCAAACGAUACAGACGGUGCAACAGCAGACGGUGCCGACGCAGGUGCAGCACGCGUUGCAGAGCCUGCAGCCGCAGAUCCAGCAGCAGACCGUCCAACAGACGAUACAGCACCAGACGGUGUCGCAGCCGUUGACGGCGUUGCAGCAGCCCAUGCAGAUUGUGCAGCCGCAGCCGAUUCACAGCAUACAUUCGCAGGUCCAGCCGGCCGUGCACUCCAUACAGUCGCAGGUGCACAGCUUGCAGAGCCAGAUUCAGGGACAGCUGCAGAGUCUGUUGCAGCAGCAGAACCACGUCCAGAACCAUUCGGUGCAGGGGCAGAUGCAGGCGCUGCAGUCGCCCGUUCAUACUUUACCUUCGAUACCUUCCUCGCCUGUUCAACAGGUUCAGACGUCGUCCCACCAACCGAUCCAGAGUUUCCAGCAGCAAACCCAGACGCAGCCGGUGCUGAAGGUGCAACCGUUCCAGAAGUCGCAGCCGCCCGUCCAGACGGUGCACCCGCAGCCGAUACAACAGAACAUCCAGCACCAGCAGCAACAGCAGCAGCAGCAGAACGACACGUCGGUGAAUUCGGGACAGCCGCCUCCCACGUCGUACGUCGUCAAUCUGACGCCCGACCAGUUGGAGCAGCUGAAACGUAACGGGCAGGUCACCGUCAACGGGCAGACGAUUUUCAUGCAGCGGCCCAACAAGAACGAGCAGAGCGACAAGAAGAUGUCGCCGAAGUCGAAGCCCAUCAAAAAGGUGAGCAAGAUCCACGCAGUGAAGAACUUCCUGAACGAAGACCCGCCCAAGCCGGACCUGAGUCAAACCAAGGACAUCAAGCCCGCCCUGUUGUCGCCCAAGCCGCAACACGUACCUCCCCAAAACCACGUCAUGCCGCAGAACAGUAGACCGACGGUGGUGUCGAUGCCUCCAGUCACGCCGGCCCAAAUCGCCCAACCUCAAGUCCAACCAUCCGCCGUAAUCCAUCCUUCCGUUCACCUGCAGCGGGAGCAGCAGCAGCAGCAACAGCAACCGCAAUUAGUCAAGCCGAAGGUGGAAGUGAAGCAGGCGCAUACGGGCGUCAAAACUGUCGUACAACAAAAGGUGACGCCCCAAAACCACCAGUCGGACACGAACGGCACGCACCAGGACGUCGACAAACUCCUCGGCCAGAUCCUGGAAGAGACGGGCCAGUCGAACCAGCCCGACAUCAAGCCGAUAGUGCAGCCGAAGACGCCGCAGCCGCAGCAGAUCACCACCAUCCAGUUGACGCCGCAAAAGCAGCAGCACCUACGCAGCAUACAGCUUCAGAUACAGACGCUGAGCUCGCGCAUGCAGCAGGGCAACGUCGACAUGGACAACGCACUGAAACGACUGUUCAACGAGCAACAGAAGAUUUUGGCGUCGGGGAAGGUCCUGCCGCCCGACAAGGUUUACUAUCACAACAAUCAGUUGACGAUAGUCAAUCCGGGCGUCAAUUUGCCUAGUCCCGGACAGAUCAAGUCGGAGCCGCACAGUCCGCCGGUCACGACGAGUGCCCCGGGGGUCGUACGGCCGGUGGAACAGCCCAAGGCGCCCGUUUCUGUGCCGCCGAUAGUGACGACGCAGACAUCCGAGCACAGCACCCAAACGGCCAACGUGCCGCACCCAAUCACCAAUCACCUGCCGCCACAGCAGGCGCCCCCAAGGCCAAUAGCACCGCAGCCGCAGCAACAGCCGCCCUCGCCGCAACAAACGCCGCAGCCCAGCGCACAUUCCCAAGCCAAAAAGGCUCAUCUGAUUGAACAGCAGAUGAACUUGGACCAAAACGAGGCGGUCAAGCCGGACGUGAACACGCCUUUCAGGGAUAAGAAGGACGCCUGCAUAAGGCUCAUACGGUACCACUGUUUGGAGCAACCCGUCCUCAGUGAAAAGGACUUGGGAAAGGCGGACAAAAUUUUCGAAAUGACCGCUCGCCAUUACAUGGGGAAGUACUCGAAGAUGGUCGACAAGUACAAGUACCUGCUGUUGAAGGAAAGCAUGCGCCACGUGCCCACGUCGGAGCUGAUGAUGCUCGACCGCAUGUUCCUGGCCGACGAGCAACAGUCGAUCAUGCAGCUGCGCCAGGACAUCGAGAACCAGCUGAUGGAGGAACCGGUCCAGAUACCCGAUCCGGAGCCGCCGCCCCAGCCGCCCGACGUCUACGACGAGUGGGCGUGCAUACAGCGCGAGCUGGCCAGCCUGCCGCAGCCCGGCUACGACGACAAGGCGGGCAAACGCGCCUUGGCUGGACAGGACUCGCGGCUCGAGACGCUGAAGAAGUUCCGCGUCGACAAGAAGCAGAAGCAGGAGGGCGGCGGCGGUCACAACAGCAGCUACUCGAGCUCGCACGACGACAACGAACCGGAGAACAACAGCAUCGACGAGCAGGUGCAGUCGGCCAUCGAUUCUAUAUUGAAUCUGCAGCAGGCGACCGCCUCGGCGUCCGCGCCCCUUGAUCUCGAUUCCAUAUUGUCAUGACGCUAUUAAGGCGUCUCCCCCUCCCCUUUAGCUGGUGUAUUUUUCAUUAAUUAAUUAAUUUUUGUUUAGUUUUAAGCCGUUUUCCGUCCGGAAUUGCGUCGGUUUCACCACGAGGCAGCUAAGUAACAUGAAUCUGGGCCGUUCUGGGCGGAAUCCUUGUGAUUUUAAUGGUAGUGUUUAAUAUGAAGGAGGAAAGUAAUACAGAUCCAGGUUGUUUAUUGUAAUUUUUCGAAUUAGGUACUAUUUAAUUGUAUUUUACACCUUUUUUUGCUCAAUCGUGACGCGUGUCACCGUUCUUUGUUUAAUUACACAAUUGGUGUUGUCGUGCUGUUUCGAAAUUACGGCCAGUAGCCCUCCCCCUUAGUUAUUUUACUUAAUUUUAUGAUAGCGAACAGCCACUACAUGUACAGUUUUACCUAUUUAUUGAGAUUAAAUUUAGCCCUCGCCCUUAAUUAAUUUAUUUUUAUGUUGUGCUAUUUAUUCGUUUUAUUUUUACACGCGUGUACCAUAUUAAAUGAUUGUAAAAACUGUGUAAUUUUUUGUAAAUAACGGACUAAUUCUCGAAAAACCGUAGCGUAUGUAAUCAAAACAAAAAAAAAUCAGUUGUAAAUGUCGCCUUUAGUGUUUUCUCUCUGUGGUUCUUACACUCUCAAGCAAUAUAUACAUUUGAUCCAAGUUACGCCGAGGUCUGUGCCUCGAUGCAAUUUCGGUUCCAGAGUAUUUUUUAUAUAUAAACUUUAAAUAGGAGUUACGUUGAGUGGCCUACCGGAUAAUUGUAUGGCUUAAAGUGUGCGGACGUUAUGUUCGUGCAAUUCACUUCGUGUACGGGUUUUCAAGUUCUCUCAGUUUUCUUUCUGCCCCCUUUUCCCUCUGUAACUCUGUAAAUAAACAUGAUUGUAGCACAUGUAAAAAAUUUUAUUGUAAAUAAUUUUUAAUUUAUAUGUACUUAGACUUAUUUGUUAUUUUUUAAGGUUUAUUAUUAUUAAGACUGACUUCACAAAAAUUUGGUUCCUAAUUUGGGAAAAAGAAGUAUUUCAAAUAAAAACAUUUAAUUGUUUA